UUGGCGGGAAAUCAGGAUUUUUAUUCAUAUCUUUAGCUUAUACGUUUAGGUUAGAAUUCAUUGAAAGAUCACAUAAUUGUAUAUAUAGGAAGAGUAUUUGAACAUAAGGUUAUAUAAAAAAAAUAUAUAUAUAUAUUUAUGAGAGUGGAUUAGUUGCAAUUGAUAUCUUGAAUUGUGUGUCUAGUGAAGUGUAAUAGAGAUUUAAUUAAUAAUGGCGGAAAAUUUGUGCAAACGAAACGUUACUUCUAAAAGAACAUCGUACAUCGAUUGGGACGAGUAUUUCAUGGCAAUAGCAUUCCUUUCGGCGAAACGAAGUAAGGAUCCCGUUACCCAAGUCGGUGCGUGUAUUGUCAAUGAUGAUAAGAGAAUCGUCGGUAUCGGUUACAAUGGCAUGCCCAUGGGAUGCGACGAUGAUGAAUUUCCAUGGAACAGUGGUCCUCGUACUAGUUUAGACACAAAAUAUCUUUACGUAUGCCACGCUGAACUUAAUGCUGUUCUAAACAAAAAUGCAAGUGAUGUAAAAAAUUGCACAAUAUAUGUUGCUUUGUUCCCCUGCAACGAUUGUGCAAAAGUAAUAAUACAGUCUAAGAUAAAGAGAGUAAUAUAUAUGUCAGAUAAAAACGCUAAUAAGAUUCAAACAAUAGCAGCAAGGAGAAUGUUUGAUGCUGCUGGUAUUGAGUAUAGGCAAUAUAUUCCAAAGAAUAAAAAAAUAGAAAUUGAUUUCAGUAAUGUUAACUGGACAGUAAUGAACCAGUUGCCAUGUACACCAACAAAACAGGAAGACUCAGAACAUUAAAAUCAUCUCUUAAUUGUUUGUGUAGAAUGUAGACACAUUACAUCUGAAGUUGUUACUUAUAUAAAAAAACUGUGCCUUUUAUACUUUAGAUAUUUUUUUAUACAUUUCAUG
Molecule: messenger RNA, 907 nt
Organism: Pseudomyrmex gracilis
Lineage: Eukaryota; Metazoa; Arthropoda; Insecta; Hymenoptera; Formicidae
Product: deoxycytidylate deaminase-like
Exons: 4
Coding region: 212-796 (194 amino acids)
Biological process (GO): dTMP biosynthetic process; dUMP biosynthetic process
Cellular component (GO): cytoplasm
Molecular function (GO): zinc ion binding; dCMP deaminase activity
Source: RefSeq, a predicted model, not a curated record